This is a messenger RNA of Penaeus chinensis, 4454 nucleotides long. RefSeq names its product nonsense-mediated mRNA decay factor SMG9-like. Bases 103 to 1656 code for a protein of 517 amino acids. Gene Ontology annotation, biological process: nuclear-transcribed mRNA catabolic process, nonsense-mediated decay. The record is from RefSeq and is a predicted model, not a curated record. NCBI's taxonomy places the organism in Eukaryota, Metazoa, Arthropoda, Malacostraca, Decapoda, Penaeidae. The transcript has 9 exons.
CCCGUUUUCUAUGCCUCGUCGACCAACACUCCAACAUGGCUGCUUUGUAGAGGCUCCUUGGCCAGCGCUGCGACUCGGGAAAAUGUCCUGCUGAGGAUUAGUAUGGCCGAUGUGGGCGACAAGGCAACCAGAAAUAAGAAGAAGAUUCGCAAAGUGUAUCAGAAGCCUGACAGGGAAUUUGAGACCUUCUUGCCUGACAGCAUGCGAGCUCCAGCAAUCCAGGUGUUAGGGAAGCCUCCCCACGAGUACAAGGGUGGCUCAGGCACCUAUUCCAACCACUAUGAGCACCCUCAUCCCCACAACUGGGAGAAGCGAGGUGGAGGCCGCUACCACGAUGACUGGGACAAGAGGGGCAGCUAUGGGAGCGGGAUGCUCAAGAUCAGCGAGGGCGGCCGCAACACUAUCUUCACCCGGGAUGCGGGUCGCCCACCCGGACGUGGCCAGGAGACAGACAGAGGAGACCCCGAUGGCUCCGUCACCACGCCCACCCCCGUUAUCUUAUCCAGGGCGCGCAGCAACAGCGAGAACCGGUCAACCUCACCCAACCCAUCAGUUACUGCUGUGAGGAAGGAUUCAGUCCCCAGUGUUGUGACAGGAGGAAGUUCCAGCAGCCAGCAGUACCAGAUUGCUUCAAAGCCUCUCAUGGAAGCCUCCUUGACCCCAGAGAGGAUGAUGAAGGGUCCUGCACGGCUGCUGGAUGAGACCCUUAAUCUGUGUGAUGACCUUGCUUCGUACUUGCUGGACCAGAGCAACUUCAUGGUGGUGGCUCUGAUGGGGACACAAGGAGUUGGCAAGUCUGCUCUGGCCUCUCUCUUUGUGGAUCCCGAGACAGAUAUAAAUAAGAUGAGGUCAUGCACUUUCCGGCCAGAGAGCUUGGAGCAGCUGAUGUCAGGAUGUCACGGCACCAACGGCAUUGACAUCUACAUCACCAGCCACCGCCUCUUCAUUCUGGACUGCCAGCCACUCCUCUCACCCUCCAUUAUGGACCGCAUUGUCACCCAGGAGAAGAAGUUCACUUCAGAUUACAAUUCAACAGAGAACCUGAUGGAAGUGGAGUCACUGCAGCUGCUGACACUGGUGAUGAGCAUUGCCCAUGUGGUCGUCCUCGUUCAGGAUUCUGGCACAGAUCCCAAUCUGAUUCGCCUCCUGCAGACAUGCGAGAUGAUGAAACCUUCGUCUUCCUCCACACCUUCCUCCUCCUCCUCUUCACCCUCAGCCCCGUCAGGAGGGGAUGAGACACAGCAGUACUUUCCACAUGUGGUGUUCGUGCACAACCGGGCUCCCUCCCAUCACUUUUCUCCCUCCACCUUGAAGAAGUUGCAGGGUGUGUACCAGGAAGCCUUUAUGGGCUCGUGCCUGGAGAAUGAGAGUCGAAUAGGGGCUUGCAAUGGCCUCACAUAUGCUCCACUGGCCCAGACAUCCUGUGGAAGUCUGGUUAACCUCUUCUUGUUGCCAGACAUGCGCUCUCAGCCCCAGAGUCAUGUGAGGUUCUCUGAAGCUCUGCGUGAGAUGCGACGGCAGGUGUUGAGUUUGCGUCGUCUGCCCCUUACCCACCUCACACUUACAGAGAAAUCCUGGUACCAGUAUGUGUGCCGCACAUGGGAGAGUGUGCGGAAGUGGAGCCUCUUCGUGGAGUACAGCCGCCUGCUGCCUUGAGCGGUGCCGGUGCUUGUAUCUGGACAUCUCCUGCCUGGCAUCAUCACCCUAGCUCUGUGGGUGUUGUGCCGCCCGUGACAGACGCCUGUCGCCACUCACUGCCCUGCUCUGCUCCCCACAUGGGACUGUCGCAGCCGGUCGGCUUGGCCCCGCCCCUGCCCCUCCCUCAUCCCCCAUGCCUCACAGCCAGCUGUGUGGAAGGGUCAUCAACCUGAGGGGGUCAGUGUGCAUGUGGGCACCGUGCCCAGCUGUGGGAGUGGCACUGCGUCGUAUGUUGUUUGGAGCUGCAUCCCAUAGGCCGUGUCUAUGGGGGCAGCAGUAAUCUGGCCCAACUGCUGUGUUGGGCCAACCAAGGUCGCAAGAUGUUUUUGUAUCGAUUUUACCCAUUACUCUCUUGAGCCGAUGUGUGACUCAGAGCUCUCAGCUGCACACAGCAAUGCAAAAAAAUUUUCCUACUCUGAUGGUUCAGAUGGAGAACAUACUUGCAACAUUACAUGUGUAAAGAGAGAGCAAAGUACUGGGGGCACACAGCUGCUGAAGAAGGUGAUGGGUAAGCGACUACAAGAACAACACCAAAGCUACAUCCCUGACCCUCCCGACAUGGGUCCUGGCUGUCUGUUCGUCACAUUAUUCAUCAUUAACAAAGGUGUGGUGAACACAGCAAUUCAGGAAAUUCACUAAUAUGGCAAUGAUUUUGCAAAACACUGAGAGAGUAAAUUAAAUUAUUACUGGUAGUUUUGAUUUCGUGCAAUAGCAUUAAUCAACAGGUAAAGUUUCCCAUAUCGAGAUUUUUACUUGAAUUCUCAAUCGUUACUUGACUUAUGGAAGUCUUGCUUUCUUCACACCUAUCAUAUUCAACAGUAUUAAAAAAAGAAAAAGAAAAAAAAGAGAGACACAGACACAGACACACAGAAAAACAUAAGUAUUAAGACUCCAGAUGCUUUCAAAUAAUGAUUGAUAAUUCAGUUACUUGUUUAUGCUACUUCACACAACAUGCAAAGAUUUUGUGAUCCAAGAUGCUCAGAGUUAUCUCAUACACAAAAUCAAGCCAACUGCCGUCUGCUCUUCUAUAGCCCUCACAUCGGCAAUAUACAUCUGUGUCUUACCUUUAUAAUGUCUACUUGGUGAUAUUUUCAUAUCCAUCACCUUUCCUUCCGUCUUACAAACACCUUAAAGUCUGCCGGCAGUAUCUGCUUGAUGCUUGACUUUGGUUGUCAGUGUUAGAACUUAAUGCCAAAUUAAUCAACACCACUAAACACCGACACCUUUACUCACUCACACAACUUUUGUAUCAAUUAUAAUUGAUGCUGGUUCUGUAGAAGGGAUUAAACCUUCACUGACAGAUAAGAGUUUGUGUUUAUUUCAAGAGUUUCAACAUGGUGAUGAUUGAUUAAUUACUUUCUGAUCACUUGAUAUGCCUGACAGUUAGAGCAUUAUCGGAGGUUGGCUGGCUGGCUGGCAGUACACAUUCGGGUACUGAUAAUAGCUAUGCAUCUUUUGUACCAACGGCCAGCACUACUGUUAGGUUCAGUAACCCAUCCCUGAUCAACAAACUUGGGAGAGGUUGAGGUAAACUUUGGUGGAAAGCCUUGACCAUUUUAUGCCAGCCUCUCCAAGCAAGAGUAAUAUUUAGUAAUAUCUUACAGGAUCCGUGUAACACAUAUAAGUUAACCAUAAGUGGAGCAUGAAACACACUUAACAAGGGUUGCUAGGAGGAGGAUUAAGAUAGAUUUCUUGGGUCAGUAUUAGAGAAGGAUAAAGCUAAGGAAGAAAGCAAUCCUACACUAGGAAUCCGUCUCCUAUCAUUUAUUCCUGCAUUUUAUGAACCCGCCUCAACGUUGUGUGAAUCAGCCACCUCACGUUAGCGGCAGGAAAUGCAUCUUAGGUAUUUCAUCUUCCUACUAGCGAAACCAUGAGUCUUAGGAAAGCACUUGGGUCAGCUGUCUAUCAAUACAAGUCAAGAGGUGUAAAACGUAGAAAAAUCUUGGAAUAUUAGUUCAUGAUUAUUAAUUAUGAAUAUUUAUGUAUUUAUUUUUAUUUUUAUUGUUAGUAUGAUUUUUUUAUAUUCAUUUAUUCCCAUCUUUAAAGAGCAUGGCUGACAUUUCUCUCCAACGGCAAGAUUCAAAGGGAAAGUGUGUGUGAGGUAGGAAGGGUUACAUGAGAAAUUAGAAAAUCAGGACUUUAAUCAGAAAACCCUCUCUCAUGAUAGUUUUCUUUAUCCAGGAAUAGGAAAUGAUAAAAUAUAUAUCCUAUAAUACUAAAAGCUGUGGUAAGAAUACACUUUCCAUACAAGUUAUUAUUUACAGGAAAAAAAUUCGAAGAAACCAACACUAAAAAGCCAGCUUCGCUUGAGGGGGACUCUUCUCUAGGGUGAAACUCCAGUAGUUUGGCAAAGUCGCUUCAUUAUCAUAGUCGUAUAAUGUGUCUACCAAGAUAUAUUUCUAUAGCUCCCAACAAAGCUUGUUUGCCUAUUAUGUUAUAUAUGAAUUUCUGAAUGAAUGGAAUACUCUAUGUGAAAGUUGUCACUCUUGUCAUGGUGUCCUGAGUAGGUCAUAUAUACCUACUUCUCUGUGGCUGAAUUGGCAUUUGCAGAGUGAAUGCAAAUUUGCCACACCUUUUCAGCUCGUUCAUGAAAGUUUCAAGCAGAUAAUUUAAGUUAACAAAGAAUAACCUGUUAUGAUAAUUGAAUUGGGGGGGAAGCUAUAACAUUGAGAAAGAAAUACUGUAUGAUAUGUGCUUAGUUUUGUUUGAGGAAAUUGUUAUUUUGUUCGUAUUGGUAUUAAAUGUUUCAAAAGUCA